AUGGAAAAGUACACCAAUUGGAGAGACAAUGGUACGGGAAUAGCUCCAUUUCUACCAAACACAAUCAGGAAACCUAGUAAGGUGAUGACAGCGUGUUUGUUGGGUAUCCUAGGGGUGAAAACCAUUAUAAUGCUACCAUUGAUUAUGCUGUACCUUCUAACUGGCCAGAACAACUUACUGGGUUUGAUAUUGAAGUUUACAUUCAGUUGGAAAGAGGAAAUUACCGUGCAAGGAAUCAAGAAACGUGACGUAAGGAAAUCCAAGCAUUAUCCACAGAAGGGCAAGCUUUAUAUUUGCAAUUGUACCUCACCUUUAGAUGCUUUUUCAGUGGUGUUAUUAGCUCAAGGGCCUGUUACGUUGUUGGUCCCAUCCAAUGACAUUGUAUACAAAGUUUCCAUAAGAGAAUUCAUCAACUUCAUCCUCGCCGGUGGGUUAGAUAUAAAACUCUAUGGCCACGAGGUAGCAGAGCUAUCUCAAUUGGGCAAUACCGUGAAUUUUAUGUUUGCUGAGGGUACCUCAUGUAAUGGUAAAAGCGUCUUACCGUUUAGUAUAACCGGGAAAAAACUUAAAGAAUUCAUAGACCCUUCAAUAACCACAAUGAACCCCGCAAUGGCCAAAACUAAAAAAUUUGAAUUGCAGACCAUCCAAAUCAAAACUAAUAAAACUGCCAUCACCACAUUGCCCAUCUCCAAUAUGGAGUAUUUAUCUAGAUUUCUGAACAAGGGCAUUAAUGUUAAAUGCAAGAUCAACGAGCCACAAGUACUCUCGGAUAAUUUAGAGGAAUUACGCGUUGCAUUAAACGGUGGCGACAAAUAUAAACUAGUCUCACGGAAGUUAGAUGUUGAAUCUAAGAGGAAUUUUGUGAAGGAAUAUAUCAGCGAUCAACGUAAAAAGAGGAAGUAG
Molecule: messenger RNA, 903 nt
Organism: Saccharomyces cerevisiae S288C
Lineage: Eukaryota; Fungi; Ascomycota; Saccharomycetes; Saccharomycetales; Saccharomycetaceae
Gene: LOA1
Product: lysophosphatidic acid acyltransferase LOA1
Exons: 1
Coding region: 1-903 (300 amino acids)
Cellular component (GO): endoplasmic reticulum membrane; lipid droplet
Molecular function (GO): 1-acylglycerol-3-phosphate O-acyltransferase activity
Source: RefSeq, marked reviewed